Molecule: messenger RNA, 1329 nt
Organism: Dermacentor andersoni
Lineage: Eukaryota; Metazoa; Arthropoda; Arachnida; Ixodida; Ixodidae
Molecular function (GO): metallopeptidase activity
Source: RefSeq, a predicted model, not a curated record
UGGAUGCAAUACCUCCUUCAGCUGAAAUUGGUUGUCAAAGAAAAAAAGUUGAUCCGUCUGAUGCAUCCCGAGUACCUUCUUGGACUGGGCCCAUGGAUCGAGGAAGAAACCACAAAGGAGCCUCUCACCCCAGCGCUGGUGAACUUGGUGCAGCAAAUAGACGUGUACCUUGCCAUUUUCGGUCACCUGGCCAUCCCCGGUUUCCCGGCCGCCAAAAAGAAGGCUGCGUGCGUCAUGCUGACCGAACGCACGUUUCCAGGAGCGCUCGGCCAUGGACUGCUCUACCAGCGCGCCACUCAAUUUGGGGCGCCUAAUGGCAUCAAUCCUGGAGGCACCAGCAUCCCGGCGAUGAGUGCUUUCUUGGACUCUGAGGUGCGCCAGAUGCUCGACUCAAUGACUUUUUCGUAUGCACUGUCCACCAGCGCUACCGAAGAGAACAGGGUUGGCUUCUAUCGUCAGGUGCAAAAGAUGAAGGUGGCUCCUGGCUUCUUCAACACAAGCAACGGGCUCUAUGACGAUGCGAUGAAAUCAUACGCAGGAAAAGUGCCCGAAAACCUGGACAAUGUGGAUACAUAUGAUUUCGUCUCUAAAGCGAGGCAGGAUUUUAUGUUACUCUACUGGAAGAUUCUGGGGAAAAACCUUCCCACCAUAAAUUUCAGGAACCCGUUCGACCCUCUGUACGCCACCUAUCUUGCAAGUGAAAAUUUCCUCUAUGUUCCCAUGGGCGUGUUUACGAAGCCUGUAUUCCGCAACAGCCAGAAGAAUCGGAUAUUCGCUGCGACGUCAGGCUACCUGGUGAUGACCGGAGUUAUGAGAGCUUUGACAAUGACCGGAUCCAUGGUAGUCAAGAACCAGCUAAGUCCCGAGAACUGGGUCGGCUACUCGUGGACGAGGAAAAUGGAGAAGUACACUGACUGUCUACAGGCUGACCGCAAGGACAACGAUACCAUCGAGACCACCGCGGACGUGUACAUGGUCGCGGCUGUUACACCGGCGCUACGGUACUUCAAGAAGCUGGUAUUACACAAGGCCUUCCCGCGUCCUGAGUUCCGCAUCGACUGGGUCAGUGACCUCAGCUCCACACAACUUUUCUUCUACAACUGGGCCCUGGUAAGCAGAAUGCGUCUUCUCAUAAAAAAAACUAUAAGGAUGACUUUGACUUACUCAUUCAGCACCAUAGAUGUGCAUCUUAGUUCAAUCUCGAACAUCUGCGUUAUAAUAGGACUAGUGCAAGCCGCAAAGUACUUCUCUCGCAGGGGAACCUUUAAAGUGAUUUGUUGUUGCCGCCGUGGCGGCGUUGGCGUAUAUUAGUGACUACGUUUUGUGAUU